This is a messenger RNA of Trifolium pratense (red clover), 2608 nucleotides long. Its product is annotated as calmodulin-binding protein 60 F-like. The coding region runs from base 550 to 2370 and encodes 606 amino acids. The record is from RefSeq and is a predicted model, not a curated record. Gene Ontology annotation, biological process: regulation of salicylic acid biosynthetic process. Gene Ontology annotation, molecular function: DNA-binding transcription factor activity; calmodulin binding; sequence-specific DNA binding. NCBI's taxonomy places the organism in Eukaryota, Viridiplantae, Streptophyta, Magnoliopsida, Fabales, Fabaceae. Gene Ontology annotation, cellular component: nucleus. The transcript has 7 exons.
AGAAUUUUCAAGGUCCGAAUUCGGAAAAAAAUCGCACUAGGCGGGCCGGCCCAUUCGAGAGCGGUAGUAAACAAAAGUGUGAUUACAAAUGCAGGGGUGAUUCUGUCUUGUCACCGACACCAACUAAUAACAAAGUCAAAAGACAAAUGAGACACCAAAAAACGCGGUUUCAAUUUCCAACGUCCAUGAACACAUCCAAUCCAGCUGGGAACAUCAAUAAUAUCAAUUAUAUAUUCCAACAAAAGGACCCUUUUUUAUUUAUUAAUAUUUUUAAUUAAUAAAAUAAUAAACUUUGUAUUGUAUGUUUAUAGAUCUAUUACUAAUAAACAAGUGUCCAUAUUUUUUUGGUCAUGAUAUGAUGAAUGAUCCUUGAAACUAAUUUGUCAAACAAACAACCUUUCUUGCUUUUUUUUUUUUUUUUUUUUGUGUUUAUAAACUUUCUGUUUCUGGGAAGCUUCUUGUGUGCAACUAAACUAUCUUAUGGAUCACUAAGAAGAAUAGACCAAUUUUCAAUAUAUCAUUCAUUGGGAUUGGAUAAAGGUUCUAGAAAUGGAAAGUUCCAAAAACAAUAAAUUGGAGAAAAGAAUUUAUGAUGUAGUUAAUGAUGAUGAUGAUGAUGAUACACAACACCAACUUGCUCAGUCCAAGAAGCCAAAAUUACCUGGUUUAGCCAGUGUAAUUGUGGAAGCUUUGAAGGUGGAUAGUUUGCAAAGACUCUGCUCAUCUUUGGAACCACUUCUCAGAAAAAUUGUCAGUGAAGAAGUGGAGCGUGCUUUGGCGAAAUUGGACCAUGCCAAACUAGGUGAUAGGUCUUCAAUACAAAGAAUAGAAGCACCAAGGGAAAAGAAUCUGCAGCUUCAUUUCAGGACAAGAAUGCCACCACACUUGUUCACAGGAGGGAAAGUUGAGGGAGAGCAAGGGGCAGUCAUCCAUGUUGUUUUGUUAGAUCCGAACACGGGCAAUGUUGUUCAAGUUGGACCAGAAUCAGUUGCUAAGUUGAAUGUUGUUGUACUUGAAGGUGAUUUUAAUGACGAAGUUGAUGAUGAUUGGACAAAAGAGCACUUUGAAAGCCAUGAGGUAAAGGAACGCGAUGGUAAAAGACCACUUUUAAAUGGAGAUUUUCAUGUUAGCUUAAAGGAAGGAGUAGGAACAUUAGGCGAUCUUUCUUUCACUGACAAUUCUAGCUGGAUAAGAAGCAGAAAAUUCAGGCUUGGUGUUACGGUGGCUCCCGGGUAUUGUGAUGGGAUUCGAGUGCGUGAGGGAAAGACCGAAGCAUUUGCUGUUAAAGAUCAUAGAGGAGAAUUAUACAAGAAACACUAUCCACCUGCUUUGCAUGAUGAAGUUUGGAGAUUGGAUCGGAUAGCAAAGGAUGGUGCACUUCACAAAAAAUUGAUUCAAUCAAGAAUAGUUACGGUAGAAGAUUUCUUGCGUCUUCUUGUCCGCGAACCUCAGAAAUUAAGAAGUAUACUGGGGAGUGGAAUGUCAAACAGAAUGUGGGAGAACACUGUGGAGCAUGCAAAGACAUGUGUCUUGGGUACUAAGCUAUUUGUUUACUACACUGAUGUAACUAAUAGUACUGGAAUUAUGUUUAACAACAUUUAUGAGCUGAGAGGCCUCAUUGCAGAUGGCCAGUUCUACUCUUUAGAAGCACUUACUCCAAAUCAAAAGAUGUCUGUAGAUUCCUUGGUGAAAAAAGCAUAUGAUAAUUGGGACCAAGUCAUAGAAUAUGAUGGAAAAGUGUUAAAUUCUUUGACUAAUUCCAAAAGGGGAUCAAGAUCUGUAGCAACUCAUACAAUGCAUCACAACAAUUUCCAAGAGCAGCAGUACAAAUCUGCGAAGGGAAGAGCGUCCUAUGUCUCAUCCGAACCAAAUCGACAUUUGCAAAUAACAAAUAACUACUCAUCAAGUCUUGAUUAUCAGAUGGUUGGGACAUCAAUAAAUGAUUCACAAAUAGCAUUACAAGGAACCAUGAAUUACAAUAUGAUAGGUGAUAAUAAUAAUAAUAAUCCUGAAAACGGAGGUAGUUAUUAUCACGGAGACUGGUCUAGGCAGAGAAAUGAACAAGGGUUGGAAGACAUUGUAGCCGAAGAGCUUCGACUUAGAAGCUCACAGAUGCUAGAGGGUGAUGAUAUGCAGAGGUUACUAAAGACAAUUAAUGAAGGUGCUAAUUUUGGUCAUUCUAAUGAGAGUUGUUACACCUACAGACUUCAGUAUGAGCCUCAAAUGUAUCAUUCGUUUGUCGAGGAUCCUGUCAAGUGCUCAGGGAAGGCCGUUGUUGGGUGGCUUAAGCUCAAAGCAGCAUUAAGGUGGGGAAUAUUUAUUAGAAAAAAAGCUGCAGAAAGAAGAGCACAGCUUACUGAAUUGAAUUAAGUUCAAACUUGAAAUGCUUGAACUCAUUUCACCAACUGCAAAAAUGAACAUGCUUACAGACAGAACAAAACCAACCAUACAAUUAUAUUAAAUAUUAGGUAGCUUUUCUUCCUUGUAACAAGCUCUCACGUAGUUAAUUUUAUUUUUUGGUUUUUACUUUAUAUUUUUCAUUAUGAUCUGUAUUUUCCAUUUGUUACUUAUAAGAAGUUUGUAUCUAAAGUUUCUUUUUCUUUUCUGA